This is a messenger RNA of Ochotona curzoniae (black-lipped pika), 10674 nucleotides long. It is a transcript of the gene NOTCH2, whose product is annotated as notch receptor 2. NCBI's taxonomy places the organism in Eukaryota, Metazoa, Chordata, Mammalia, Lagomorpha, Ochotonidae. Bases 179 to 7597 code for a protein of 2472 amino acids. The record is from RefSeq and is a predicted model, not a curated record. Gene Ontology annotation, molecular function: Notch binding; calcium ion binding; signaling receptor activity. Gene Ontology annotation, biological process: apoptotic process; regulation of DNA-templated transcription; Notch signaling pathway. The transcript is spliced from 34 exons. Gene Ontology annotation, cellular component: membrane; signaling receptor complex.
GCACGAGUCGAGGCGUUGGAACCGGAGCUUCGGUGGGGUGGGGGGAGGCGGGGGCGGAGCGCCAGAGAGGAGAAGGGGGUGGAGAGAGGAGGAAGCGGGGCUCCUCUGCCGGGACCCCCCCACCUCUCCAUGUGGAGCUGCCCCGGCGGCCACGGCGGAGGAGGCGGCGAGCGAGAAGAUGCCCGGCCCGCGCCACGCCGCGCUCUGGGCGCUCCUGGCGCUCUGGCUGUGCCGCGCGGCCCCCGCGCGCGCUUUGCAGUGUCGAGAUGGCUAUGAGCCCUGUGUGAACAAAGGAAUGUGUGUUACCUACCACAAUGGCACAGGAUACUGCGAGUGCCCAGAGGGCUUCUUGGGAGAGUAUUGUCAACAUCGAGACCCAUGUGAAAAGAAUCGCUGUCAGAAUGGUGGGACGUGUGUGGCCCAGGCCACAUUGGGAAAAGCCACAUGCCGAUGUGCUCCAGGGUUCACAGGAGAGGACUGCCAGUUAUCAACCUCUCACCCCUGCUUCGUGUCUCGACCCUGCCAGAAUGGAGGCAUCUGCCACACACGUGGCCGGGAUACCUUUGAGUGCACCUGCCAAGUUGGCUUUACAGGGAAGCUGUGCCAGUGGACUGAUGCCUGCCUGUCUCAUCCUUGUGCAAAUGGAAGUACCUGCACCAUUGUGGCCAACCAGAUAUCCUGCAAAUGCCUUGCGGGCUUCACAGGGCAGAGGUGUGAGACUGAUGUCAAUGAGUGUGAUGUUCCAGGACGCUGCCAGCAUGGUGGGACCUGCCUCAACCUGCCUGGUUCCUACCAGUGCCAAUGUCCACAGGGCUUCACAGGCCAGCACUGUGAAAGCCCCUAUGUGCCUUGUGCCCCAUCCCCCUGUGUCAAUGGAGGCACCUGCCGGCAGACUGGAGACUUCACUUUUGAGUGCAACUGCCUUCCAGGUUUUGAAGGGAACACCUGUGAACGGAACAUAGAUGACUGCCCUAACCACAAGUGUCAAAAUGGAGGGGUUUGUGUGGAUGGAGUCAACACUUACAACUGCCGCUGCCCGCCACAGUGGACAGGGCAGUUCUGUACAGAGGAUGUGGAUGAGUGCCUGCUGCAACCCAACGCCUGUCAGAACGGGGGCACCUGUACCAACCGCAACGGGGACUACGGCUGUGUGUGCGUCAACGGCUGGAGUGGAGAUGACUGCAGUGAGAACAUCGACGACUGUGCCUUCGCCUCCUGCACCCCCGGCUCCACCUGCAUCGACCGCGUGGCCUCCUUCUCCUGCAUGUGUCCAGAGGGAAAGGCAGGUCUCCUGUGUCAUCUGGACGAUGCAUGCAUUAGCAACCCUUGCCACAAGGGGGCACUGUGUGACACCAACCCUCUGAAUGGACAGUAUAUUUGCACCUGCCCACAGGGCUACAAAGGCGCUGACUGUACCGAAGAUGUAGAUGAGUGUACCAUGGCCAACAGCAAUCCCUGUGAGCAUGCAGGAAAAUGCAUGAAUACAGAUGGUGCCUUCUACUGCGAGUGUCUAAAGGGCUACGCAGGGCCUCGCUGCGAAAUGGACAUCAACGAGUGCCAUUCAGACCCCUGCCAGAAUGAUGCCACCUGCUUGGAUAAGAUAGGAGGCUUCACGUGUCUGUGCAUGCCAGGUUUCAAAGGUGUGCAUUGUGAAUUGGAGAUAAAUGAAUGUCACAGCAACCCCUGCGUCAACAAUGGGCAAUGUGUGGAUAAAGUCAAUCGCUUCCAGUGUCUCUGUCCACCUGGUUUUACAGGGCCGGUAUGCCAGAUCGAUAUUGAUGACUGUUCCAGCACUCCAUGUCUGAAUGGGGCAAAGUGCAUUGAUCACCCGAAUGGCUAUGAGUGCCAGUGUGCCACAGGCUUCACCGGCGUGUUGUGUGGGGAGAACAUCGACAACUGCGACCCUGACCCCUGCCACCACGGCCAGUGCCAGGAUGGCAUUGACUCCUACACCUGCCUCUGCAACCCCGGGUACAUGGGCGCCAUCUGCAGCGACCAGAUCGACGAGUGCUACAGCAGCCCCUGCCUCAACGAAGGGCGCUGCAUCGACCUGGUGAACGGCUACCAGUGCAACUGCCAGCCAGGAACGUCAGGCGUCAAUUGUGAGAUCAACUUUGAUGACUGUGCAAGCAGCCCUUGUGUCCAUGGAGUCUGCGUGGAUGGAAUCAAUCGCUACAGUUGUGUCUGCUCACCGGGAUACACAGGGCAGCGGUGUAACAUCGACAUCGACGAGUGCGCAUCUAAUCCUUGCCGCAAGGGGGCGACGUGCGUCAACGAUGUGGAUGGUUUCCGUUGCUUGUGCCCUGAGGGACCCCAUCACCCAAGCUGCUACUCACAGGUGAACGAGUGUCUGAGCAACCCCUGCAUUCAUGGCAACUGCACCGGAGGCCUCAGCGGAUAUAAGUGCCUUUGUGAUGCAGGCUGGGUUGGUAUCAACUGUGAGGUAGACAAAAACGAAUGUCUGUCUAACCCGUGCCAGAAUGGAGGAACUUGCGACAAUCUGGUGAAUGGAUACAGGUGUACUUGCAAGAAGGGUUUUAAAGGCCACAACUGCCAGGUGAAUAUUGAUGAAUGUGCUUCAAAUCCAUGCUUGAACCAAGGAACCUGCUUUGAUGAUAUAAGUGGCUACACUUGUCAGUGUGUGCUGCCGUACACAGGCAAGAAUUGUCAGACUGUCUUGGCUCCCUGUUCCCCAAAUCCUUGUGAGAACGCUGCUGUCUGCAAAGAGUCACCAGACUUUGAGAGCUACACCUGUGUGUGUGCUCCUGGCUGGCAAGGUCAGCGAUGCACAAUUGAUGUUGACGAGUGUGUCUCGAAGCCCUGCCUGAACCACGGGGUCUGCCACAACACUCAGGGCAGCUACAUGUGCGAAUGUCCCCCGGGCUUCAGCGGGAUGGACUGUGAGGAGGACAUCGACGACUGCCUUACCAAUCCCUGCCAGAAUGGAGGUUCCUGUAUGGACAGAGUGAACACUUUCUCCUGCCUCUGCCUUCCGGGCUUCGUUGGGGAGAAGUGCCAAACCGACAUGAAUGAGUGUCUGAGUGAACCCUGUAAGAAUGGAGGGACCUGCUCCGACUACGUCAACAGCUACACCUGCAAGUGUCCGGCGGGGUUUGAUGGAGUCCACUGUGAGCACAACAUUGACGAGUGCACUGAGAGCUCCUGUUUCAAUGGUGGCACGUGUGUUGAUGGGAUCAACUCCUUCUCCUGCCUCUGCCCGGUGGGUUUCACUGGUCCUUUCUGCCUCCAUGAGAUCAAUGAGUGCAGCUCUAAUCCAUGCCUGAAUGAGGGAACCUGUGUCGAUGGCCUGGGCACCUAUCGCUGCGUUUGCCCCCUGGGCUACACUGGCAAAAGCUGUCAGACCCUCGUGAACCUGUGCAGCCGGUCCCCAUGUAAAAACGGGGGAACUUGUGUGCAGGACAAAGCCGAGUCGCGGUGCCUGUGUCCAUCUGGGUGGGCUGGCGCCUACUGUGAUGUGCCUAGUGUCUCCUGCGAAACAGCAGCCCUCCGCAGAGGUGUGUCUGUUGCUCACUUGUGUCAGCACUCAGGCGUCUGCAUAGAUGCUGGAACCACACACCACUGCCAGUGUCCCUUUGGCUACACGGGGAGCUACUGUGAGGAGCAGCUCGAUGAAUGUGCAUCUAAUCCCUGCCAGCACGGUGCCACCUGCAGUGACUUCAUCGGUGGAUACGGAUGUGAGUGUGUACCGGGAUAUCAGGGUGUCAACUGUGAAUACGAAGUGGACGAGUGCCAGAAUCAGCCAUGCCAGAAUGGAGGCACCUGUAUUGACCUUGUGAACCACUUCAAGUGCUCCUGCCCACCAGGCACUCGAGGCCUGCUUUGCGAAGAGAACAUUGAUGACUGUGCUGGGGGACCCCACUGCUUUAAUGGUGGUCAGUGUGUGGAUCGGAUUGGGGGCUACAGCUGUCGCUGCUUGCCCGGCUUUGCUGGGGAGCGAUGUGAGGGGGACAUCAAUGAGUGUCUCUCCAGCCCCUGCAGCUCUGAGGGCAGCCUGGACUGCAUCCAGCUCACCAACAACUACCUGUGUGUCUGCCGCAGCGCUUUCACCGGCCGUCACUGUGAAACCUUUGUGGAUGUGUGUCCCCAAAUGCCUUGCCUGAAUGGCGGCACUUGUGCUGUGGCCAGCAACACUCCUGAUGGCUUCAUUUGUCGCUGCCCCCCGGGAUUCUCUGGGGCAAGAUGCCAGAGCAGCUGUGGCCAAGUGAAGUGUCGCAGAGGGGAGCAGUGCGUGCACACAGCUUCGGGACCACGCUGCUUCUGCCCCAACCCCCAGGACUGUGAUUCAGGCUGUGCCAGUAACCCCUGCCAGCACGGGGGCAGCUGCUACUCUCAACGGCAGCCUCCUUAUUACUCCUGCCGCUGUGCUCCUCCGUUCUGGGGCAGCCACUGUGAACUCUACACGGCCCCCACCAGCAGCCCUCCUGCCACUUGUUUGAGCCAGUAUUGCGCCGACAAAGCUCGAGAUGGAGUCUGUGAUGAGGCCUGCAACAGCCAUGCCUGCCAGUGGGAUGGUGGUGACUGUUCCCUCACCAUGGAGGACCCCUGGGCCAACUGCUCCUCCCCGCUCCCCUGCUGGGAUUACAUUAACAACCAGUGUGAUGAGCUAUGCAACACAGCCGAGUGCCUCUUUGACAACUUUGAAUGCCAAGGGAACAGCAAGACGUGCAAGUAUGACAAAUACUGCGCGGACCACUUCAAAGACAACCACUGUGACCAGGGCUGCAACAGCGAGGAGUGCGGCUGGGACGGGCUGGACUGUGCUGCUGACCGACCCGAGAACCUGGCGGAGGGCAUGUUGGUCAUCGUGGUGCUGAUGCCCCCAGAACAGCUGCUUCAGGACUCUCGCAGCUUCUUGCGAGCCCUGGGCACCCUGCUGCGCACCAACCUGCGCAUCAAGCAGGACUCCCAAGGAAACAUGAUGGUGUACCCUUACUAUGGCGAGAAGUCUGCAGCCCUGAAGAAGCAGAGGAUGGCACGGAGAUCCCUUCCCGAAGAACAGGAGCAGGAAGUGGUUGGCUCCAGGGUCUUUCUGGAAAUCGACAACCGCCAGUGUGUUCAAGACUCAGACCAGUGCUUCAAGAACACAGAUGCAGCAGCAGCUCUGCUGGCUUCUCACGCCAUCCAGGGGACCCUCUCAUACCCGCUCGUGUCUGUCGUCAGUGAAUCUCUGACUCCGAAGGGCACGCAGAUGCUCUAUCUGCUCGCCAUCGCUGUGGUCAUCAUCCUGUUCAUCAUCCUGCUGGGCGUCAUCAUGGCAAAGCGCAAGCGGAAGCACGGCUCUCUCUGGCUGCCCGAAGGCUUCACCCUACGCCGAGACACCAGCAACCACAAGCGUCGCGAGCCUGUGGGACAGGAUGCGGUGGGGCUGAAGAAUCUCUCAGUACAAGUCUCAGAGUCCAAUCUAAUUGUUUCUGGAACAAGUGGCCACUGGGUCGAUGAUGAAGGACCCCAGCCAAAGAAGGCCAAGGCUGAAGACGAGGCUCUGCUCUCAGAGGAGGAUGAUCCCAUUGAUCGGCGCCCGUGGACACAACAGCACCUUGAAGCUGCAGACAUCCGUCGGACACCAUCACUGGCCCUCACUCCUCCUCAGGCAGAGCAGGAGGUGGACGUGUUGGACGUGAACGUCCGGGGCCCAGAUGGGUGCACCCCACUGAUGCUGGCCUCUCUCCGAGGAGGCAGCUCCGACGUCAGUGAUGAAGAUGAAGAUGCUGAGGACUCUUCUGCCAACAUCAUCACCGACUUGGUCUUCCAGGGUGCCAGCCUGCAGGCCCAGACCGACAGGACGGGCGAGAUGGCCCUGCACCUUGCAGCCCGCUACUCAAGGGCUGAUGCUGCCAAGCGGCUCCUGGAUGCAGGCGCAGAUGCCAACGCACAGGACAACAUGGGCCGCUGCCCUCUGCAUGCAGCAGUAGCAGCUGACGCCCAAGGAGUCUUUCAGAUUCUGAUCCGCAAUCGAGUAACAGAUCUAGAUGCCAGGAUGAAUGAUGGAACCACACCGCUGAUCCUGGCUGCCCGCCUGGCUGUGGAGGGCAUGGUGGCCGAACUGAUCAACUGCCAAGCUGAUGUGAACGCCGUGGAUGACCAUGGAAAAUCUGCUCUUCACUGGGCAGCUGCAGUCAACAACGUGGAGGCAACUCUUCUACUAUUGAAAAAUGGAGCUAACCGAGACAUGCAGGACAACAAGGAAGAAACGCCUUUGUUCCUUGCCGCCCGGGAGGGGAGCUAUGAAGCAGCCAAGAUCCUCUUGGACCACUUCGCCAAUCGGGACAUCACAGACCACAUGGAUCGUCUCCCCCGCGAUGUGGCCCGGGAUCGCAUGCACCAUGACAUCGUGCGCCUCCUGGAUGAAUACAAUGUGACCCCCAGUCCCCCGGGCACAAUGCUCACCUCUGCUCUGUCACCCGUCAUCUGUGGGCCCAACAGGCCCUUCCUCAGCUUGAAGCACACCCCAAUGGGCAAGAAGCCUCGGCGGCCUAAUGCCAAAAGUGCCAUCCCCACCAGCCUGCCUAACCUUGCCAAGGAGGCCAAGGAGGCCAAAGGUAGCAGGAGGAAGAAAUCUCUGAGUGAGAAGGUCCAGCUGUCUGAGAGCUCGGUGACGUUAUCCCCUGUUGAUUCUCUAGAAUCCCCUCAUACGUACGUUUCUGAUACCACCUCCUCCCCAAUGAUCACAUCCCCCAGCAUCUUGCAGGCCUCCCCCAACCCUAUGUUGGCCACGGCAGCCCCCACGGCCCAAGUCCAUGCACAGCACGCACUGUCUUUCUCCAACCUUCAUGAGAUGCAGCCUUUGGCUCAUGGCGGAGCCAACACUGUGCUCCCCUCAGUGAGCCAGUUGCUCUCCCACCACCACAUUGUCCCUCCAGCCAAUGGCAGUGCAGGGAGCUUGGGUAGGCUCCAUCCAGUCACUGUCCCAGCAGACUGGAUGAACCGUGUGGAGGUGAAUGAGACCCAGUACAAUGAGAUGUUUGGUAUGGUCCUGGCUCCAACCGAGGGCACCCACCCUGGUAUAGCCCCGCAGAGCAGGCCACCCGAGGGGAAGCACAUAGCUCCCCCACGGGAGACCUUACCCCCUAUUGUGACUUUCCAGCUCAUCCCCAAAGGCAGUAUUGGCCAGUCCACUGGGGCUCCCCAAACUCAGUCCAGCUGCCCUCCAGCUGUUGCAGGCCCCCUGCCCACCAUAUACCAGAUUCCAGAAAUGGCCCGUGUGCCUGGUGUGGCUUUCCCUACUGCCAUGAUGCCCCAGCAGGAGGGGCAGGUAGCUCAGACCAUUCUCCCAGCCUAUCACUCUUUCCCAGCCUCUGUGGGCAAGUACCCCACACCCCCUUCACAGCAUAGUUAUGCUUCCUCAAGUGCUGCUGAGCGAACACCCAGUCACAGUGGUCACCUCCAGGGGGAGCAUCCGUACCUGACACCAUCCCCAGAGUCUCCUGACCAGUGGUCAAGUUCAUCACCCCACUCUGCUUCUGACUGGUCAGAUGUGACCACCAGUCCUACUCCUGGAGGUGCUGGAGGUGGUCAGCGGGGACCUGGGACCCACAUGUCUGAGCCACCACACAACAACAUGCAGGUGUAUGCAUGAAGGAGUCUGCCUCAAGCGGAGGACCAGAACUGCCGAUUGUAAAUGCUGCUGAGGAACAAAUGAAGGUCAUUCGAGAGAGAAAUGAAGAAAUCUCUGGAACUAACUUCUGGAGGCAGGAGGGAGAAGAUGCUUCUCUCUCUCAGAUAAUACAAGAGAAGCAGCUAUUGCACUUCACUGGGCAACCACAGGGUUUUGGUGGGAGCGACAAGGCUCCUGCUAACCUCUUGCCCGUCGAUCCAAGUUCACGGAAAUGCAAGAAUACAAGCCUUGAUGCCGUGUUUAGUGUCUUCUGGUCGGAGAAUAAGAUGUUGUGCCUGUUGUUGCCCAGACAUCCUUCUAGCUUGGACUGUGUUUUAAGCCCCAUCCACAGAAAGAUCCUGCACUCAGAGUCCUGUUGGGAAUGGUGCCCUGGAAUUCUGCCCGAGUUGACUUAUCUUCUCAUCUUGGAAGUUGCUUCGACUUCAUUUGGUGCUUUUGUUUUUGCACCUCUUGGUGGUUGUAGCUCCACCAGCAUGUUAUAGGGACAAGACCUUUAUGCUUUUGAUCAUUCCUACCUAGAGAGCAACUUCAUCUGCCUUUCCUCCCCACAGCACUGAAAGUCCCACAGGGUUUAUUUGGCUUGGAUUUUUUUUUUUUUAGCAUAAACCUUUCCAAAUGCUUGUUUGGAAAAUGGACAUGUGACAUUCUCCUACCUAUAUCACUCCUAGAAAGAGGAGAACAGAAAUAUUAGUCUUUGAACCAGAUUUGGGGAUAGGAUUUUAAGGCUGCACCUUAAUCCUCUUAGCAGAAUGCAGGGCUUCAUAUAAAUUUUAUCAGGUAGGAUACAGGUCAGUUGCUUUCUACUCAGUAUGAAGUUUUGUCCUUGGUAACCUAGAUACUGUGAUCCUUUCACUUAAAAAAAAAAAACAAAAAACCAAAACUGGCAGAAGAGUGGAGAUUUUGCGAUGGUCAAGAGAUAAGCUAACUAUGCAAGGAGUGGUCACACAUCCUCAGAUCCCUCCACUUCCUGCCAAGCAUUCCAUUACUGCCAGUGCAAGACACGUUGGUGCCAAGUCUUAGGAUUCUGGGCUUGUUUCCUUCCCUCCUCCACUGGAUGAAGCUGGUCUUAGCUGGUGAACCUUUCCUUCCAUCUGCACAGAAGAACAUGUCUCGAGCAAAAGGCCUUGGCCACACAGGCUGGACUUCUACACCAAGAGGCUUCCUUGCAUCAGAUGGCAGCCUCCACUUCACCGUACACAUGCUGGUCACAGGCCCCGUCACCAUGCUGCACACUGUGACAGGAACUGGAGAGUUGAACUUGUUUCCUAGGGCCUCAGCCAGCCCUUUAAGAAAGGUGGGAAGCGAGAACCUGUGCAGCAGCCUUUGUGGGUUUUUGCUGCCAUUUCUUAACCUGUGAAGCAGCCUUCACGGUCCCUCUUGGGCAACUAAGUAUAGCAUCUGACCAGGGAUGUUUAGCUUUUCACCUCCUAGAUGAUGAUGGACAAUUACGGACCUGUUCACCAUUGUCAUCUCUGUGUCCAUACUGCACUUCAGUGGGGUCUGUCUGCUUCUUUUCAUGCCCUUAGCAACUUCUUGGUUGCCUGUUAAAAGGUGUUUUAGUCAGCGAUGGUAAAGGAGAACAAUUUCCUUCGUCUUUUUCCCUGGGUUACUGAAAGAUCGGUCCCAUGGUCACGUUUCCAUUUCUGCCUGGAGGCUGUCACGCACAUCAUACUUGCAGCAUUGGCACUGCCGGAGCAUUUUGCAGAGAUUAACAGAUGAAUUGUCCUGUUUUGUUUUGAAUCAGAGUUUUCAUCCUUGUUGUGGCUGGAUAUAUUCGUCAGGGCUUCCCACUCGUGAUUUAUCUGUCUGUGGCCUCACGGGAGUUCUGUGUUUCUCUUGGCAUGAAAGUCUACAAGACUUUUUCAGUCUUGUCCAAGGUCAUUGAACCAGCAAAAAUAGUUUUACCAUGAUUAUAAACAGAUUAUGUGUACUCAUUCUCUGUUUUAUUCUUGGACAUGGUAACAUUCUGCCAGUCCCUUUCACAGAGCGUAAACAUCUUUAUCAUUCCACAUAGUGACUCGCUGCCCUUGAAGCCAUUAACUGUGCACAGAUGGGAAGACCCCGUCUGCCUGGACCACAGCACACCUACACCUCCCUGCCCCUCUGCCUCAGCCCCGCUUUCCGACCCUGUCCGCCUGACCUAGCUGUUCGACUCUCUCACCCCCUACCCCUCUUCAAGCACAGUAUGGGACUGACUUGCUCGUUCUCCCCCCUUGGGACACUUUUAUUAGGAUCCUUUGAGACUGGGGAGAGAACGAGAAAACUGCCAUGAUUAGACCAGUACUGACUUUCACACGUCUUACCAGUCUCUUGCGUUGUGUAGUGUGUGGUAGCUGGGAAGGUAAGACAGAGGAUCGCUUUGUCUCUGGACUUUUGAUUUGAUGACCUACGUUUCUACGGGACCCAUCUUUUAUUCCAUGUAUAGACUACCCACAUUUUUUUUGUUUAAUUUUAUUUUUAUAAUCUUUGCUUUGACUCCUCUUCCAUCUGCCUUCGAGGAUAGCUUUUUGUUUGUUUCUUCUGUUUCAUUUUAAAUGUCAUUUUCUGACUUACAUGAUGGUGGAGGGCGGGAGCGGUCUGAGGAAGGAGAGACUGAAUGUUACAGAUGUUAGUGAAGGCAAUCAGCUAUGAUGCUGAAAUCUAUCAUAUCAUCUUAUUAAAUUUGCUAGUUCAUAAUCGUGCGUAGAACCAAAGGUUUCAUGUUUUUCUGCAAGGCUUGGGGAUUUUGGCCUUAACCUAUACAUUGAAUGUGUGAUGCCUGGGAGGACAUGUUUCGGUACCCCAAGGCCCCCAUCAAUAACUAUUUGGUACUACGGUGACUUCCUUGUGUACAUUUCUCUUAAAAGUGAUCCUAUAUCUGUUUGUAUGAGCAACUCAGUAACCAAUAAAAUGACGGCAUAUUCCUGACUCUAUGAUAAGGAAAAUGCACACUUUGUUUUUACUUCUCAAAGUUUCAUUCUAAAAAGUAGCUUAAGAUGAAAUUUAUAUGAAAGCAUUUUUAUCACAAAAUAAACAAAAAAAGUUACAUGUCAAGUUCA